AAACUAUCUGGCGAUGGAUAAGCGCGAGAGAAUGAUAUCGUCUUUAUACAAGUACGUAUUGGGUACCUAGUUUUAAUGCGGAAAUUAGGAGGGAAAACUGGACUCUAGUUGACUCGUGCGCAUUUUGUGGUGGCGGGCUCAAGAAAAUUUUGAAUCGCUUGAUUAUUCGGGCACGCAUCGGAAAUACGAAACGUGUUGUUUUAAAACGAGAGAAAAAGGACCUUGAUAGGAUUAUCCGAAUGUUAUGGAAUGCCAUUAAAUUACUGGAUGUUUGAACGUGCCAACAAGUUAGUUUGUCGGUGAUAAAGCAGGGGGAGAUGACCGGAAAAUCGCGAUUGCAACACGCCAACAAGCUGAACUUCGUCGAAUGUACACAGUCACCUUUUCAUGAUACGAUUUAAGUUGAUCUAUUGGAUAUGAAUCCAGACAGAGCUGGGCGAAUUCCGCCGCCUACGAGGAGACUUGUAGUACGGAAAGCGAACAGCCAUCGAGACUUGCGUCCUAUUACAGAAAGGGCAACGCUCGAGAAAGUCUUAGGGCUGACAGUGUCCAGAAAUGCUUGCCUCGCUUGCGAUCCAGUGUCCGGUUUAGUGGCGUAUCCGGCUGGAUGUGUAGUGGUCUUGUUCAACCCCAGGAAAAACAAGCAAAGUUUUGUUCUCAAUACAUCCAAAAAAACGAUCACUUCAGUAGCCUUUUCUGGUGAUGGCAAAUAUUUGGCAACAGGCGAAAGUGGUCACAUGCCAUGUGUGCGAGUCUGGGAUAUGGAAGAUCAGUCCCAUCCACAGAUAUCAGAGAUGGCAAAGGGACAUAAAUUUGGUAUUGCAUGCGUGGCAUUUUCUCCUAAUUUAAAAUAUGUGGCAUCUGUUGGAUUCCAGCAUGAUAUGAUUGUCAAUAUUUGGAACUGGAAGACUGGUACAAAGGUUGCGAGCAAUAAGGUUUCAUCAAAGGUGUCUGCACUAUCAUUUUCUGAAAAUGGUAGCUUCUUUGUAACUGUUGGUGUCCGUCAUGUCAAAUUUUGGUAUUUUGACACUGAGUCAAAUAAAUCAAAGGUCUCCAAGACACUGGUCAUCAAUGGCCGAGCUGCACUUUUAGGAGAACAAAGAAACAAUACUUUCUGUGAUGUUGCUUGUGGCCGCGGAGUAAACUCUGAUAUAACUUACUGUGUAACCAAUUCAGGGCUGUUGUGCUCUAUUAACAGCAAGAGAGUACUUGACACCUGGGUCGAGCUCAAGUCAUCUAAAGCACAUGCCUUAGCUGUGAGUGAACAUUAUAUCAUAUGUGGAUGUGCAGAUGGAAUAAUAAGAGUAUUUAAUCCUUUGAAGUUACAGUUCAUUGUAACUAUUCCAAAACCUCAUUUUCUGGGUGUUAAUGUAGCUGAAGGCAUUGACUCCAGUAAUCCACUAUCAAAGCCAGAGAAGGCAGUUUAUCCAGAUGCAAUUGCUGUAGCCCUUGACACUGUUAACCAUAGGUUGGCUUGUGUUUACAACGACCACAGCUUGUACACAUGGGAUGUGAAAGACAUGAAAAAAAUUGGAAAAACAUGGUCUUCUCUUUAUCAUAGUACAUGUGUGUGGGGAGUGGAGGUGUACCCUAAUGUGUCAGAUAAUCGCCAGGCAGCCCUUCCUCCAGGCUCAUUCUUAACUUGUUCAGCUGAUGAUACUGUUAGAGUGUGGAACAUUGAAGAAGGAACAAGUAUCUUAUUUGAGAGGAAUGUUUACAGCAAGGAGAUGAUGAGAGUAUUGUAUAUGGAAGAUGCAGUAGCCAACUUGAAAGAUACUGACAUCAGUCCAGCCAUAAAGAACAUGCGUGAUUCCACCGGUGACACACGGAAUGCUGGGGUGAGAUGUCUUCGUAUUAGUCCGGAUGGACAGGCACUUGCUACUGGAGACAGAUCAGGGAAUGUCAGGGUGUAUGACUUGAUGUUCUUUGAUGAGACUGCAAAAAUUGAAGCGCACGAGUCAGAGGUUUUAUGUGUAGAGUUUUCACCCACAGACUCGGGUCAUAAAUUACUUGCAUCAGCCGGGCGAGAUCGACUUAUUCACGUCUUUGAUAUGAUGAAUAACUUCGUUCUUGUUCAGACAUUGGAUGAUCAUUCAGCGUCAAUAACCUCCAUCAGGUUCAACAUGUCUGAAUCUGAUGAAUUACAGCUUUUGAGUUGUGGAGCGGACAAGUCUAUUAUAUUCAGAACAGCUCAACAGAACCCAGAAUUUCAGUUUGUUAGGACCACAAAUUACGUCGGGAAAACAACACUGUAUGACAUGGAUAUUGAUCCGUCGGGAAAACUUGCGGCGACUGCUUGUCAGGACAGAAAUGUCAGGGUUUAUGAUGUAAACAGCGGAAAGCAAACAAGAAACUACAAAGGCACACCGGGAGAUGACGGAACAUUAGUAAGGAUAACUCUGGACUCGUCAGGAACAUACGCAGCCACAAGCUGUUCAGAUAAGAGUGUGUGUCUGACAGAGUUUGACUCUGGUGAAUGUGUCGCCAGCAUGUCCGGUCAUUCUGAGGUGGUGACUGGCUUGAAGUUUUCUGUUGAUUGCAAGAAUCUUAUUUCUGUUGGAGGGGAUGGAUGCAUCUUUUUGUGGAAAAUACCUACAACAUAUAUGCAGAAUAUGGUGGAGAAACUUCAGGGACUUGGACAAGAACCAGACAACAAAAUCCAGUUUGGAACUCCUAUCAGGCGCGAGACAUACCAAAUGACUCAUCCAUCCAUAAUUGAAUCACCAGAGGAGAACGACUUUGUCCCUGCAGAACCUUCGGCAUUUACCAGGCCAACUAGAGAGCCCAGUCCCCCAGUCAAAGAUUACCGGUUUAGCGUGGGUCAGUUGCCUGCCUGGGCGAAAAAGCAGCUGGUCGCCGAAGGAAAUGAAAAAACUAGUUUAUCGCCAGAGCAGGAUAACACUGGUCCAAUAAGUCAACCUGGAGGGCGCUGGGCACAGCGAGUCCAAAAUGGCGGUAUUCAUGUGGCUGGUGAUAAUGGCACGAUACAACCAAUUCCAUUCUCAUUUGAACCAGCAGAUCGGAAGCGCUAUACAAUAGAACCCAUCUCACUGCAGGAACAAGUCAGAGCUCUGGCAAACAGCCCUCUCGAGAGACGUUGCUCACUUACACGAGGGGAAGAUGAUGAUCUGUUUCCCGCGGAUGGUCGAGCAGCUUUGGAUAAACUGAGCGAGGAGGAAGAUUAUAAUGAGGGAACCGCUCCACCUGGUGUCACCGUGUCACGUGGCAGUGACGUCAUGGCGCAGGUCUCACGGAAAAGUAGUGUUGUGAUGUCAGAAGCUGGAGAGCUCAAAUUCGAGGAAGCUGAGGAGCUGGACGAGGGAGAAAUGAAAGAAGUGAUCAUCUACCUUCCUCCAAGCCAGGAUGACUUCGACAGUGAAGUUGCCAGGUCAGAAAAAUAUCCUUUUUAUGUCCCUAAUGAGGUCCUUCAUCCAUGUGGUGCUGGGGCAAGUUGCGUCCUUAAGGACCUACCCCAAGACGUAGGAGUGGAAAUGAGGCCGGCCCGUUACGACUCCAAGAGCCCUUUGUAUGCCUAUUCGAUGCGAGAGUUAGGUUGCAAGGUCGAAAAACGGUCCUUGUUAAAUGAGAUCUUACUCAGAGCUCUUCGGGAAAUGGAGCCAAGUGUAGGGUCCUUUUCAGACGGCCAUGUUAUUAAAAGUUUUUAUCCAAGGAAAGGAAAGGUUCCCUCGACUAAGCUUUUCAGCGUUUUAGCGCCUUCUGGACAAGACAAAAAGUUAAAUUCCAAACAAUUUAAUGAAAGUUUUUGUGCAAAGUCAUGCUUUAUUGAAGUGACUAACUCUAACUUAAACCCAACCGUUAAUAAAACAUGCUUUAAAUUGAAUUCUUCUACUGUUGAUAAUAUAAAGUUUGAACGCUGUAAAGUCGAGAUAAAAAACCUAUCGGAAAACAAGAAUGGUCCUGGCAACAGAAAUUCUAACGUCUCCAAACAUUCAGAGAGAAGUCUUUGGUUUAAUGGCUUAUUUAACAAGAAGGUGACUUUUGGUGGUCUUGUCUUUAUUAGUCUCAGUUUACUUGGGUAUUACAACAUUGCGGGGAUACAGUAAUUAAAUGAAGAUGAUAAAUUAGCCCUCGCUUUAAACAUAAGAUUAAAUGUUAAAAGGUUAUAGUCAUUACACUGCUGUCAACUACAAAAACAUUUUUUUUAACUUUCCAGUGGCUUAUAAAAUUCCCAGCCAAUCAAAAUUCCAGCAGCCGCACACGCAAUUUCUCAGCACGUGAGUUGCACGUGAGUACUUUGUCUCCACCUCCCCUCCCCUCCCCCUUCCUCCUCCCCUCGCGACAUUAAAGUUGGAUAUUGAUUGGCUGGGCAAUUAGGAAACCAACAAAAAAAAAAAUGUGGAAAAGUUGAAAAAAACCCAACCAACUCUGCAACGAACGGUUUGGAUAUUUAAACAACUUCUUAAAAUAUUAAUUAAGCUCUGUAAAAGAAACUUGAAUCGGGUCUACUUAAACUGAGAUAAUUAGUGUUUAUUAUUGGUCUGUUCUCAGAGGCAUGAGUCUUACUUUAAAUUCUGCGGAUGAAACCCUGUUUGUGUGGUCAUUACUUUCAUGUUAUGUGGUUUGUCUGUCUAAAUUUUGCAAGAUGAAAUUAUGGUUUUUUUCAAUUUUAAACUUUUUCACUCUUGAAAAUGAAAGUGAGAUUUUACUUUGCAUGAUUAUUGUUUUGCCGACAUGUUAAUUUCAACUUAACUAGAAAUAAACACAUAAAUAAAAAGCUAUUUUCGAACUUGUUAUGAAUAAGGUUUAAAGUUAGUUCUAUUUUAAAAUAUAAAAAAAGUAUUUUUACAUAAAAAAAAAUUUGUUGUUAUCUCGAGAGCUAGUCAAAGUUUUUUGAGAACUUAAACCAGUAUAUUUUAAAUUUGAAAGUGUAGCAAUUCUAUUAUUUUAUGAAGAAAUAAAUUUUUAAACAUGUACUCGGUGUGGCUUUUGUUUUUAACUUUCAGCUCUUCUUAACUGAAUCGAUUGUUUGGUAACAAAUAAUGUAAGAAUGUAAAUAUUUCGUUUUUGCCUUAUGAUGUAAAAUUAUAUGCAAGGGUAAAAAGUACCAAAAAUUAAAUCUAAACUUUAUUUAACUCUUAAAACCUUAAAAAAAAAAGUGUUGGAUCUGGAGUAAAAUGACUAGAUGAACAGUAAUUUUUUUAAAAAAUGUUUUAAUCAUGAACACUGACCGCCCAUACAGUAAUUAUUAAACUCUUACUUGAUUGAAUUUUAACAAAGUACUUGUACUUAGAGCGUUUUUCUGGUGACAUUCAUAAAAUUAAUCCCGAAGUAAUCACAGAAUGAACAUUACGGCGGGAAAUUUCAAUAAUCCAUAUAACACGUGACUGGCUGCUAACGCGAGUGGCGGCAAGCGCGGGAAAGUUAACGGGUGCAAAGCGCGGGAAACGUAGUGGAAGCUAUUAUUGAUUUAAUGGUAUUCUUUUUUGGCUGAAAAGGCCAUGAAAGGCAGAACCUUUGCUGUUCUAGGCUCGAGUACAGUGCGCGACUUUCGUAACUUCAAUUCGAAUUCACUUGAAAACGCUCUAAACUAUGUUUAUCUUAAACGUGUGCAACACUUUAAACUUCGUUGCAGUCCCUAUAACUAAAAAGUUCUUAAUAUGACAUAAAGUCGCAUGAUAAAUGAGAUUAAAAUUAAUCUAGAAUUAAUAUCGUAAU
This is a messenger RNA of Orbicella faveolata, 5676 nucleotides long. RefSeq lists its product as uncharacterized. Gene Ontology annotation, molecular function: protein binding. The record is from RefSeq and is a predicted model, not a curated record. NCBI's taxonomy places the organism in Eukaryota, Metazoa, Cnidaria, Anthozoa, Scleractinia, Merulinidae.